AUGGCAUCCACGCAACGCGGUAUACCAACCCAACAGGUAGACGGCACUCCCGACUACUGCAACGAGGAGGUCUUCAGGAGAAACACGCUGCCGCCACGCUCGUACUACAUCCCCGAGACCGCUCUGCUCCUCAACGGCCAGUGGGACUUUCAUUACGACUCGACCCCCCUCGAGGCGCCAGAGACUGCUUGGGCCAGCGAACCGGCGGCUGCCCAGGGCGAGGACUGGACCACCAUCCAAGUCCCUGGCCACUGGCAGCUACAAGGCCACGGCAUCCCCCACUACACCAAUGUCCAGUUCCCCAUCCCCGUCUGCCCGCCCUUUGUGCCUACAGAGAACCCAACGGGCACGUACCGGCGCACUUUCUACGUCCCCUCGUCGUGGGACUCGACCUCGCAGCUGCGGCUGCGCUUUGACGGCGUCGACAGUGCCUACCAUGUCUGGGUGAACGGCGUUCUUGUGGGGUAUGCACAGGGCCCCCGGAACCCCUCCGAGUAUGAUAUCUCGCCCUACGUCGACAGGAGCGGUCCCAACGAAGUCUAUGUGAGAGUCUACCAGUGGUCCGACGGCACCUACAUCGAGGACCAAGACCAGUGGUGGCUCUCGGGAAUAUUCCGUGAUGUCCACCUCAUUGCCUUCCCGGCCGAGAACCGUCUCGAGGACUGGUUUCUCCGAACCGAUCUGGACAGCAAGUACGAAACCGGCACUCUUAACGCAACUGUCAGUGUGACAGCGAGCACGCCAGCCACCGUCAGAGUGGUCCUUCACGAACUGUCCAAAAAUGGUGGUGGUGUGGUAUCCGUGACAGAAGGCACCCUUAGCGCCGACGGCAAGAUUGAUCUGAGUCUAUCCAUUGACAGUCCCCGGAAAUGGACCGCUGAGACGCCCAACCUCUACGAUGUUGAGAUCUCCCUACUGGUAGGCGAGACCACAGUGCAGAAUGUGACUCAAAGAGUCGGGUUCCGCAAGGUGGAGCUCAAAGACGGCCUGAUCUCGGUCAAUGGCACGGCUCUCAAGUUCAGCGGCGUCAACCGCCACGAACACCACCCGUUGUUUGGGCGGGCUGUGCCACUCGACUUCAUCAAAAGGGACCUGCUCUUGAUGAAGACGCACAACAUCAACGCACUCCGUUGCAGCCACUACCCCAGCCACCCAAAGCUCUUUGACCUUGCCGACGAGCUGGGGCUGUGGGUGAUUGACGAGGCGGACCUGGAAUGCCACGGUUUCUACGACGCUGUUGCACGACCGCAAGACAUCCCGGAAGAGAUGGACUACGAGGAACGCAAGAAGAUGACGUUUCCCAAAGCCGCCAAGUACACGAGCGACAAUCCCUCGUGGAAGGCUGCAUAUCUGGACCGCAUGGUGCAGAUGGUGCAGCGAGACAAGAAUCACACCUCGAUCAUCAUCUGGUCUCUCGGAAAUGAGGCCUUCUAUGGUCAGAACCACAAGACCAUGUAUGACUACGCCAAGGAGGUUGAUCCGGGGCGGCUGGUGCACUACGAGGGCGACCCCCAUGCCGAGUCUGCAGACAUGUAUUCCUUCAUGUACCCGUCGGUCGAGGGCUUGAUCAAGCUGGCCAAGACUGAGGGCGUCGACGCAGAUGGCAGCUUCAAGAAGCCCAUCAUCCUCUGCGAAUAUGCCCACGCCAUGGGGAACGGCCCAGGUUGGCUUGAGGACUACGAAGAAGCAUUCCGCACAUACCCCCGGCUACAAGGAGGUUUCAUUUGGGAAUGGGCAAACCAUGGUCUCUGGAAGGAGAAUCCCGACGACAAGUCCUUUUACGCUUACGGCGGCGACUUUGGCGACACUCCAAAUGACGGCGCUUUUGUCCUGGACGGCCUUCUUUACAGCAACCACAAGCCAACACCAGGGUUAGUUGAGCUCAAAAAGGUCAUCCAGCCUGUGAGGGUGAGCGUUGAGGGGGAUGACAUUGUCGUCCUGAAUCUCUACGACUUUAUCGGAUUGGACCACCUCGUUGCCACGUACAUGGUAGAAGAUUUUGGCGAAAGCGCUUCUCUCCUUGACUCUGGUGUUCUUGAGUUGCCGCCAAUUGCACCUAGGACGAGUGCAAAGGUCCCACUACCUUCCUCUGCUUUGAGCAUCAAGUCGGAGAAGGAAGUCUAUUUGACUAUAUCGCUCAGCCUCCGAGACCCAAAGUCUUGGGGAAAUGCCGGCCAUGAGGUCGCGUGGUUUCAGCACAAACUCUCUAGUUACGAGCCGUCUCUUGCGUCAACGGCCCUAACCCGCGUGUCUUCGGCGUUCCGGUGCGAGCAAGCUGGCGCCAAAACCAUCAUCAAGGGCAGCGGAUCUUCGUUCGUCUUCGACAACGCGCGCGGCCACCUCACCAGCUGGAAGGCCGGAAAUGUCUCCUUCCUUGAAUCUGACCUCGCUGCCAACGGAGCCGCCAUCAGCUUGUCUUUCUGGCGCCCGCCCACCGAUAACGACAGAGCACUGGCACUCCCCUACUGGCAGCGAUUUGGUGUCGAUGCCAUGACAAGCCAGCUGCGGUCUAGCAGCAUCACAUGCACGCCUGAAAAGGUCCAAAUCACCACCACCGCUUUCCUCACCCCGCCCAUUCUCGCCUGGGGCUUUCUCGCCACGACGACCUUCACCAUCUGCCCUCUCGGGACUCUUACCAUCGCCGUGACCCUCAAGCCGUCCGGCUAUGCCCCUCAGGACGUACCCCGCGUUGGCCUCAACAUUCGCCUUCCCCGCCGCCUCAACGCUGUCAAGUGGCACGGCCUCGGGCCCGGCGAGUCGUACCCGGACAAGCGCGCCGCGCAGCGCGUCGGUGUGUGGGCCGUCGGCUCAGUCGCCGAUCUGCAGACGCCUUACGAGGUGCCGCAGGAGAAUGCCAACCGCAUGGCAACGCGCUGGGUUACCCUCGCCGAGCCCCACGGCCGCGGCCUGCGCGCCAUCGCCGGCGACGCCGCGAGCUGGUCCGCCAACUGCGACAGAGCGUUUAGCUUCGCGGCCUCGCACCACAGCGCCGCCGCUAUCCACGCCGCCGCACACCCUUGCGACCUCGCGGAAGAAGAUGCGACGCUUCUGCGGCUCGACGCAAAGGUUGCCGGCGUCGGCACUGCGGCGUGCGGCCCCGGUGUCCGGGAGGAUCUCAAGGUGAAGGUCGAGGAGAUGGCAUUUUCGUUUGUGCUCGAGGCCGUGAGUGUUUGA
This is a messenger RNA of Lasiosphaeria miniovina, 3174 nucleotides long. Its product is annotated as beta-galactosidase. The transcript has 2 exons. Gene Ontology annotation, molecular function: carbohydrate binding; beta-galactosidase activity. Gene Ontology annotation, biological process: lactose catabolic process. NCBI's taxonomy places the organism in Eukaryota, Fungi, Ascomycota, Sordariomycetes, Sordariales, Lasiosphaeriaceae. The record is from RefSeq and is a predicted model, not a curated record. The coding region runs from base 1 to 3174 and encodes 1057 amino acids. Gene Ontology annotation, cellular component: beta-galactosidase complex.